Molecule: messenger RNA, 997 nt
Organism: Canis lupus familiaris (dog)
Lineage: Eukaryota; Metazoa; Chordata; Mammalia; Carnivora; Canidae
Gene: LY6L
Product: lymphocyte antigen 6 family member L
Exons: 2
Coding region: 1-483 (160 amino acids)
Cellular component (GO): plasma membrane
Source: RefSeq, a predicted model, not a curated record
AUGCGGACCCGGGCGGCGGUGCUGUGGGCGCUGCUGCUGUCCGCGGGGCUCGGCGGCGGCGAGCAGCCGCGGAGUAGGGGGGCGGGGGGCGGGGGCGCGGGCCCGAGCGCAGCCGCCCCCCCCGCGCCGCCCGGGCUGCGGGCAGGCGGGAACCUGAGCUGCUACCAGUGCUUCAAGGUCUCCGGCCCGGCCCGCUGCGCGCCCGCCGCCUGCCACCCCGCGGACCGGGUGUGCGUGUCGCACGCGGUGAUCCUCCGCAGCCAAACAAAGGUGACAACUAUGCUCAGCAAGCGCUGUGCCCCCAGGUGUCCCAACACCAACAUGAAGUAUGACUGGAUAUUGGGACCCAGGAUACUUGGCAGCAUCAUCAGGCAGUGCUGCUCUGGAUGUCUCUGCAACAGGGCGCCUGCCACACUGGAGGGUCCCUGGGCCCUUCCAAGGGGGUUCCUGCUUGGAGUGGGCCUCAUCUGGGUCCUGCUGUGAGCACCUGCCUUCCUGCCCCCCAGACCCACUGUAUCCUCCCCCUCCUGCCUCUGCCCUGCCUCCAUCCCUUUCAAGACACUGGGUGGGACCACCGCCCUCUGAGGUGGUAGGAAAAUGCCAUUGCCUCCGCCCGGCCCUGGCUGCUUCUCCCAUCGCUGUCAUGGGCCCCUUGCUCAGACAGCCCGGAGAAUGCAGCCCCAUCCCACUGAAGGAGAAAGGGCAUUUCCCAGUAUGGGGUAAUGACUCGGCUUCCAAUAUAAGAUUGCUUGCCCUGAACACACUGUCCAGGGCCCCGAAGGGGGCAGGAAGAGUCUGGGCAAGGCCAGAGGGUGGCUGCAGCCCUGACUCUGGCCCUGCCUUGCUCUGGUUCUGAUGUGGCCCAUCCCCUCCCCCUGGCCUGGCCCCAUCUGUCCACAGGAGCCCAGGUGGAGUCAUGCUGUGGGUGCCCACCUGUGCAUGGAGACCACAGCCAUCACUCCUUCUGGAGACAAUAAACUCAUUGCCUGAUCGCACU